This is a messenger RNA of Suillus subalutaceus, 4396 nucleotides long. RefSeq lists its product as uncharacterized. The transcript is spliced from 5 exons. The record is from RefSeq and is a predicted model, not a curated record. The coding region runs from base 242 to 4267 and encodes 1341 amino acids. NCBI's taxonomy places the organism in Eukaryota, Fungi, Basidiomycota, Agaricomycetes, Boletales, Suillaceae.
AUCACCUAGAGAGUAUUUCUGGCUAUGGUGACCUGUACCAAAGAAAUAAAAAGAUGCAGAGGAUCCUCUGCAAUUCUUACAUCAAUGUUAUCCGCUUCUGGCAUAGAGUUGAUAAAGAAUGCACUAAGUCAGGUCAGAUCGAAGUUUGUAUAUGAUAACCGAGCUUGAUCUGACAUGAAGCUUAGGGCCAAAGCUCGGGACACCCUUUAGCACAAAGAAGUUGGGGGGCAUCAUAAGUGACAUGCGUGAGGACGCGGUGAAGAUUAAAGAAUGCGCCUCCCUCCUUGGUGCCCAGGAAUCAAGGGACGAAUGUGUCGCUAAUAAAGUGGCCAGACGGGAGGCAGAAGAAGAGAGGAUCAAGGCAGAAGAACACCGGGAGUUGGAUAAGCUGGUCACUGUCUUGGAUCGGCUGCCAUCGAAAUCCUUGAACGAGCAGAGUUUCGCACGGCAAGAGAAGAACUUACGUGACCGCAGCCAAAACACUUGUCAAUGGCUGUUUUCCCAUGACGAUUUUCUCCAAUGGCAGAACAAUCCCUCAUCACCACCGAUCCUGUGGAUCCAUGGCCCGCCUGGAUCCGGGAAAUCGACUCUGUGUUCGAGCGCCAUCGAAUUCCUCGCCAAAAGCUCGGGAUUGGAUGUAGUGAUUUUUCACUUUUAUGACUUUGCGCAGCAUCUUCCUCCAGAGCAGACAUUAUCUAUUCUCGCAGAACAACUCCUCCUUCAAUAUCACCAGCGUCUACAGAAAAUUCCGGAUGAAUUGUUGAAAAUCAUCCACGCGCCCGGAUCUCUCCGUGAAAGAGUUCAGAACAUCAUCACGGUAUUGAUCAAGGAAUGCUCGAGGGUUUACUUCUUCCUCGACGGCCUGGAUGAAGAGACUACGAAUUCAUGGGAUGAUGCUGUAUUGGUGCUUCGUUUUCUUACCAAGCUCGCGGACGAUUCUCCUAGCAGAGUUCGUGUCUGGUGUAGUACCCAGCGCCGGGACUGCAUUAGCGAGGAGCUCCAAGGGUGUUGUAGCAUCGACAUUGAUUUUUUCGCGAAAUGCGAUCUCGCCCUGUACCUAUCAGAAGAGGUCUCCAAGCUUCAGUGCUCGAGUCCUCCUGACCAAGCUUGUAUCCUGGAGACGCUGAAAAGCCGUGCGGAAUGCAGCUUUAUUUGGGCGAAGUUCAUGAUAGAUGCCCUUGGAAAGUGUUGGUCGACGAGUACCAUGGAAAGCAGUCUAAAGAAGCUCCCACCAACUCUCGUGGAAUAUUAUCGCACAUUUUUCAAGCGCCUGGAGCGGCCCCACCGUCCGCUGGCUUGCAAAAUUUUUGCACUCGUUGUUUUUGCUCGACGUCCUUUGCGAUUGUCAGAACUUACCGAGGCUGUAUGGUGCUUAGAGAGUGAGCCCCACAAAGACCUCCAGCAGAAGGCCAAGCCGAAUACCAACAGCAUCCGUACCAUAGUCCAACCCUUCAUCGAAUUGAUGAAGACUAACAAGACAGAUGAUUCUAGCACCGAGGAUCAGUAUACCUGUCAUAUCCUACACUCCACCCUGCGCGAUUUCCUUCUGAACCAUCCAGAUAUCUUGUGUGACGAUUCCUCAGAUCUUCGCAUUAGCGCUGAUUGGCCGGCUCGCGCUUGCUUGCGUUAUUUAGGUCAAACUAGAUAUUCCGGCCUACUAGUCAGACGGGAGGGAAGGUGGCUUGACAUCAAGGGAGACCCAGUGGAUCGUCACCCUUUGCUUGUAUACGCAGCCAAGUACUGGGAUAAGCACCUUGACGACGUUGCCAUCCAGGAACCUGGCAAUGUUGAGUCCUUCGUCACUUCUCCUAACUUCCGGACAUGCGUGCAGGUCCAGAGCCUAUGGGUAGAAGCACAGUUUUCCUUUUUCUCUCGUCCCAAUGAGAGCCAUGGCUUCAACUUAAAUGUUCGGCGGGUGUUCCCGUCGUGGUUCGCACGAGCUCAAACCGGACCGGGUGAAAAGCUUUGGACGGACUACCGCCGAUUCCUGCAUGAGUGGAUUUAUUUCCUCAGCUGCGGACAGUGUGGUGGGGAAAAGACAUGCGAAAUAUUGCCAUACAUCGGACAAUUGGAUCGCAUAUGGUUCGGGGCGCUUGGUUUGAACAAUUUCCUAUCUCGAUUGGAGGGCAGAUGCACAAGUUUUGCUUUCCAAACGGAUGUUAAUUCUGAUGAUGUUCAGUAUGUUUUUGAUGCGGUCAAUGAGGCGGGAGAUGAAAUCAUGAUAUUACGGAUACAGGUAUCAAAGCCAAAAGCUCGUGUCAACAGGAUAUCCAUCCUCAAAUGCUCUUGCGAGAGCUGGAUUCUAUCUAACGAACACCCCCCAAAUCUCAAGAAGAAGCAGACUAUACAACUUACUACCAGUAGUUGCAACUGGGACUUGUACGCAAAGUCCGUAACCGACCCUGCCUUACAGACAGGCAAGGCUGCGCCAGCUGCUUUUGGACCAGAUUGUCAAACCCUCCGGAUUGGCACCCGGCUGUAUUACAGGCGAGCCGAUAAUGGCACAUUUGUCGCCAUUCCUGGGCAAUACUUUCUGUGCGAUCCACGCUCCAUCUACAUCGAGGAGUUUGCACGCCAUCGUCAGUUCCUCGUUCUCACUUCCCGGGCGAAUAUUUCCAAAGGAGAUCUCAAAGUGACCCGGAACAAAGCAGACGGGGCGGGCGAUGAAGACGACAACCUAGAUACAGGUACCGAUGAAGAUUCACGGGUAGGAGGGGAUGAACUCGAUGCGGAUUCAGAAGAUGAAGACAGUUCAAUAGUGAUUGCAUCAGAUUCGGAAGGGGAUGAACUUGACGAGGACCCAGAAGAUGAAGACAGUUCAAUAGUGAUUGCAUCAGAUUCAGAAGGGGAUGAACUUGACGAGGACCCAGAAGAUGAAGACAGUUCCAUAGAGACCGCAUCAGAUUCAGAAAAUGAGUUCGAUGGUGGAACUGAGUCGGAAGACUCGGGCAACGAGAGCACAAGUGAAGGCAGCACCGAUACCUCCGCUAAUUUUGAAUUAGAGGACGAUAUACUCCCUCCAUGGGCCACUCACUUUGGCAGCGAAGACAUGGACACGGACAACGAGAGCUGUCGUUCCUUUGAUAUCAGUGGUUUCGGUGUUGACAUUGAUGCCGAGGACCGCGAUGACAUUUCCGAUCAAGAAGAGGAUUUAGAAAGUAGUUCCGAUGAAGACGAUGCUAUCCCAUCUGAGGUGUUCGACAAUAACCUCUUUCGCGACGAGGAACAAUACGACUGGGAGGGACUGUCGAGUAAACGCGCAGAGAAGCGAAAGGCUCGAGCAACCAUCACUGUGUUUGACACUCAAUCGUGUAGUCGUCUCUUCCGCCUGAGGCGGCCAAUCAAGUGUAGACUGUUUGCUUCGCCGCCUGUCUUCCACCCCACGAAGUCCCUGGUCGUCUGGCCACUUGCCGAUGGCGAUGUCUUGUUUGUGGAUUACUUGGCUAAAACGUACUUCACCCGGCGGCUGCAGCCAUCAACCCCGCACACGGGUCAUGUCUUCAUGAAAAUCCAUUUUUCUAAAUGUGGUGAAUUUUUGCAUAUCGCCACCCUUGAAGCACAAGGGAAGGCUGCGGAAAUGAAGAAGGACUCAGAACCCUUGCCUCCUAUCAAACUAGCUGUCCUCGUGUGCACAUACCGUCUCUCUCGGAGAAAGACUGCCAGGUCACCCCCGAAGCAGAUCCAUCGCAUGAAGUUAGCGUUAGGCCAAACCACACGGCUGCACGUAUCAAUGAUGCCAUUCACGUUGACUUGGACAUCGAGGGACCUCUACUUCAGUUGCAGCAAAAGGUCGCUGCAAAUUUACCGCAUUCCGUUGUUCAGUACAACAGAAGAGAAGGCUGAGGAGGAUCUACAGCCCGUGUGGACGCCUCGGAAGCCAUUCUUUCUCCCACACAGUGCAAGCAACCGAACGGUAUACUAUUUCCCUCCCACGGAGAACAAGAGCGGCAAGGAGCAAUUACCCGCACGCAUCCUCAUCGGAAGCGACUUUACAGCAUUGAAGGAUAUUAAACCGAGUGAAGCUGAAGAGGAAUACGGCGUUUUGUUAGUGAAACGCGUCAUCGAGCACUCUGCUGGCAAAAGAGGAGAAUUUCAUCCACCUAUUGGGUGCUAUGUCGAUGAAGACACCAACCUCGGCGGAUGGGUUGAUUCUCAUGCCCGCGCAAGUAUUUUACAAGAUCACGGCGUUGGCCAUUUAGACCCUCACAUGCCAGUGGAAAACUUCAAUCCCGAUGAUGAUUGUGACUUGGAACCGUUCAUCUAUUGAUUAUACCAACACUGGGAACUAGAGCAGCACUUACAAUGUUGAUACCAGUUUCAGAAUUCAUGUACUUACUCAGUCUCCAUAUGUCAAGUAUGCCGAUUCAUUCUUCCUCUAAAUGUAGUUGAACUCCAG